This is a messenger RNA of Spirodela intermedia, 1027 nucleotides long. The record is from the annotation of a GenBank genome assembly. NCBI's taxonomy places the organism in Eukaryota, Viridiplantae, Streptophyta, Magnoliopsida, Alismatales, Araceae.
AUGGCCACCGUCACCACUCAGGCAUCGCUCGCCGUCGCUCAGCCGUGCUCUACCAGGUCGAGGUUCCUGGUGGGCUCCGGCAAGCUCCGGCGGUGCCUCUCCGCCGCCCGAACGGCGGCACCCUCGGGGGCGGCGCACGGCGGCGCUCUGAAGGUCGCCGCCAAGAAGGGCGAGUGGCUCCCCGGUCUCGCCUCUCCCGGCUAUCUCAACGGCAGGUAACUUCAAAACCAUCUCCCUCCUUCCUUCCUCCUCCUCCUCCUCCUCCUUCCUUUCUCUUCCUUCUUCUUCCUCCUUCCUCCUUCCCCCUCCUUGUUCCUCCUUCUUCCUUGUCUCUCUCCGGCAAUUUCGAGGUUGCUGAGAAUCGGUGAUGGACCUGCAGCUUGCCGGGGGACAAUGGGUUUGACCCGUUGGGACUGGCGGAGGACCCGGAGAACCUGCGGUGGUUCGUGCAGGCGGAGCUAGUCAACGGACGGUGGGCGAUGCUGGGGGUUGCCGGCAUGCUUCUGCCGGAGAUCUUCACGAAGAUCGGAGUGAUCAACGUGCCGGAGUGGUACGACGCCGGGAAGCAAGAGUACUUCGCCUCCUCCUCCACGCUCUUCGUGAUCGAGUUCAUCCUCUUCCACUACGUGGAGAUCCGGCGAUGGCAAGACAUCAAGAACCCUGGAAGCGUCAACCAGGACCCCAUAUUCAAGAGCUACAGUCUCCCCCCUAACGAGGUCGGCUACCCAGGCGGCAUCUUCAACCCCCUCAACUUUGCCCCCUCCCUCGAAGCCAAGGAGAAGGAGCUCGCCAAUGGUGAUUGUCUUCGAGAGCUUCGUCUCCCUCUUCCUCCCUCUCCAGAUCGUGGUUUCUCAAGAACUUGGGUUUCUUUUGUUUUCUGCAACUCGUUGCAGGGAGACUGGCGAUGCUGGCGUUCCUAGGGUUUGUUAUCCAGCACAACGUAACAGGGAAGGGCCCCUUCGAGAACCUGGCGCAGCACCUGGCCGACCCAUGGCACAACACCAUCAUCCAGACCCUUAAGGGCUAG